AUUAAGCAAGUGAUUCUUCUCUACCAAUAUAGUAGCCAUGGCCUCCAAAUUAGCUCUCUUUGUUUUCCUUGUCAUUGUUGCGGUGGCUGCUCCGCUUCCUAGAGCCGAAUCCCAGCUUGGUGACCUCGGUUUUAUUCGCAUCGAUGGGACUGUGUUUUGUUCUAUUAAUGGUAGUAUAGGUGCCAAUGGGGCCGUUUUCCCAAAUGCUAUAGUACAACUACGAUGCGGAGCUCGAAAUGUUGUUUCUACUAUAACCAAUCGCUCUGGAGUGUUUUUCAUGGUAGUGUUGGAUCCUCUACAAGUUACUGUCCCCUUCGCGUUGACCAAUUGCAGUCUGGUGGUUGCCACACCCCUCUCCACCUGCAACGCUAGCCUUGCCAAUCUUGGGGGAACCUUACAGUCACCCUUGCAGCUCAACGGGACUAUCGUUUUCGGCCGUCUCCGUCUCACCACCCUUAUUCCAAGGGGGUUCCAAUUGACUCGCGCAACCUGAGCAAUACUAUAAGAGUAAUGUUAGAAAUCAUAUUUUUAUCUCAUAACUAUGCUACAAUGCUGACGCAACAAUUCUAACCAAUCAUUAUUAAAAAAGAAAAAUAAAAUUGGUUAAGUGAGAUUAUUGUGUUAGCAUUGUUGGAUAAUUAUAGAAUAAAAAUACGGUAUAUAUAGCAUUACUUUUACUACAAAGAUAAGUUACAAGCUAGUGCUAAGAUUACACAUGAAUAAGGUUCAUUGUACCAAUGACCAGGAUAUGUAGUAUUUUACUUUCCAACUAGUCCCUAAGAAUUCUCUCUUUUUUGUUUAUAUGAAGGUAAUUGGCAUCCAAAAUGUAAGUCCUUCCCCGAAGCACUUUUGCUGCCUAUAAUGAAUAAAAGCCUUUUUCUACGAAUUUGUAU
Molecule: messenger RNA, 893 nt
Organism: Corylus avellana
Lineage: Eukaryota; Viridiplantae; Streptophyta; Magnoliopsida; Fagales; Betulaceae
Product: phylloplanin
Source: RefSeq, a predicted model, not a curated record